This is a messenger RNA of Oldenlandia corymbosa var. corymbosa, 963 nucleotides long. The record is from the annotation of a GenBank genome assembly. NCBI's taxonomy places the organism in Eukaryota, Viridiplantae, Streptophyta, Magnoliopsida, Gentianales, Rubiaceae.
AUGGCAAUUCCAGUGAUCAAUUUCUCCAAGCUUAAUGGAGAGGAGAGAGCCAAAACUAUGGCUCAAAUUGCUGUAUGCUGUGAAGAAUGGGGUUUCUUUCAGCUUGUGAACCAUGGGAUUCCAGAGGAGCUGCUGGAGAAGGUGAAGAAGGUGUCUUCUGAGUGCUACAAGCAUGAAAGAGAGGAAGGAUUCAAGAACUCAAAGCCAGUUAAGAUGCUGGAAGAACUGCUUGAAAACAACAGCAAUGAAAGACUUGAAAAUGUAGAUUGGGAGGAUGUUUUCCUUCUCUCUGAUGAAAAUGAAAAUGAGUGGCCAUCAAAAACUGCUGAAUUCAAGGAGACCAUGAAAGAAUAUAGAGCAGAACUGAAGAAACUAGGGGAAAAAGUCAUGGAAAUCAUGGAUGAGAACUUGGGAUUACCAAAAGGCUACAUCAAAAAGGCAUUCAACGGAGGCGAAAACGAAGAAGAAAGUGCAUUUUUUGGGACUAAAGUCAGUCAUUAUCCACCAUGUCCCAAUCCUGAGAAGGUAAUAGGCCUAAGAGCUCACACUGAUGCUGGAGGAGUCAUCUUGCUGUUCCAAGAUGAUGAAGUUGGUGGCCUUCAAAUCCUAAAAGACGGCGAAUGGAUCGACGUUCAACCUCUCCCAAAUUCGAUUGUCAUCAACACUGGUGAUCAGAUCGAAGUCCUGAGCAAUGGGAAAUACAAGAGUGUUUGGCACAGGGUUUUAGCCACCCCAGAUGGAAACAGAAGAUCCAUUGCUUCAUUCUAUAAUCCAUCACUUAAGGCUACCAUUUUUCCUGCACCUGAAUUGAUUGAAAAACUGGCAGCUGAGAAAGAAGAGGUCAAAGAAUCAGCAGCAGAAGUAUCAUAUCCAAAGUUUGUGUUUGGUGAUUACAUGAACAUUUAUGCUGUUCAGAAGUUCCUUCCUAAAGAACCAAGGUUUCUUGCUGUUAAAGCUACCUGA